ACCGGAAGUAAGCUGGAGUGACUCCUCUCGUUUCGCUCUUUCCCUUGUUGAAGGCUGCCAGUAUGGUCGUGCUGAGAGGAAUCCCCUCUGUUAUUUCACCUGAGCUGCUGUAUGCUCUCGCUAAAAUGGGCCACGGGGAUGAACUGGUUCUUGCUGAUGCAAACUUUCCAGCAUCUUCCAUUUGUGCUUGUGGUCCUAAAGAGAUAAGAGCUGAUGGUUUGGGAAUCCCACAGCUUUUGGAGGCCAUUUUGAAGCUGUUGCCCUUGGAUACCUACGUCCCUUCUCCGGCCACAGUCAUGGAUCUGGUGGACAGUGACAAACAGAGACGUUUACCUGUCCCUGUGUGGGACACCUACACACAGCUCCUGGGUCAGGCUGGGUCUCAGGCUCCUCUUGAAAAGGUGGAGAGGUUUGCUUUCUAUGAACGUGCCAAGAAAGCUUACGCUGUUGUGGCAACAGGGGAAACAGCUCUGUAUGGUAACCUGAUACUGAAGAAGGGGGUCAUUCCUGCUGAGCUGCUACAAUGACACACACACACACAUUAAAGUAAUUAAAAUCUAAUGAUUUUAGUCACAGCUGUACUAAUAUUUUUCCAUACAAUCAAUUUUCAAUGGUAUUCAGUUUCCACCAGAAGCUGUGAGUUGAAAAUAUAAUUUAGUGUUUUUCAUGUUAAAUAAAAGGUGCUGUGUGUAGGAUUUAGUAGCAUUUAGCGAGGAUUGCAGAUUGCAACCAGCUGAAACCUCAAUUGUGUGUCAGACGUGAACCCCAACUUAGAAUUCCUUCAGUGUUAAUUGUUCCGGAUGUUUUUCCCGGGAGCAGAAUCAUCUGCACAGGUCUCCUCAUCUCCAAAACAAACAGAUCAGGUGAUUUUUUAAACUGGUAAAAACACUGAAUAAAACAGUUUCCCGUCACAAAUUAACAUUUCUCAGACACUGUUUGGCAUGUGUGGAGACAGGCCACUAGC
Messenger RNA from Epinephelus lanceolatus (giant grouper), 964 nucleotides. RefSeq names its product fucose mutarotase (gene fuom). The record is from RefSeq and is a predicted model, not a curated record. NCBI's taxonomy places the organism in Eukaryota, Metazoa, Chordata, Actinopteri, Perciformes, Serranidae. Gene Ontology annotation, molecular function: racemase and epimerase activity, acting on carbohydrates and derivatives; fucose binding. Gene Ontology annotation, biological process: fucose metabolic process.